AUGACCUCUAUAAACCAUCCUAAUAACUUGUGCCUUGUCACCCUUCACUUCCCUUCCUUCACCUCUUGCCACUGCCCUGACCAUGUGCCGCCUAGGGAGCUUGACAAGAAAUUUGACAAAAUUUUAAACCUAAAAAUUACCUCAACUAAUAACCCUAUCAACAUCCUUACUAACCUCUGCACCGGCCUCGAAACCUUCCUCGGCUUCAACUCUGAGUCCAAAGGCUACGACGGCACUGGGAUUGUGUACUCUGACCUGGACAGGCUGUGCGAUGCGGUGAUGGGAUUUUUGAGUGGUGUGCUUGGUGCGGUGAAAAACGAAAAUGAAGUGACAACUUAUGAUAAUUACAUGACUAAAAAGCUUAAUGAAGUACUAGACACCUUAACUAAAAAUAUUGGCUCCGGGCGUGCUGGGCUUGCGGCGUCUGUCCGCGCGGUGAAGGAGUGGUUGGAGGGGUAUGGAAAGAGUGUUAAUCAAAAAUGCGAAGAUGUAAAAACGCCGUUGAUACUUAUAAGAAAUGACAUUAAUAAUGUCGAACAAAAGUUUCAAGAGCAAAAAAAUAAAACACUCAGAGACCAGCAUAAGGCAUGGAAACAUAUAUUAGAGUUGUAUCUCGGACACGCUGAUGUGGCUGAAAAGGCGCAAGAUAAAUUAGAUUCACAACUAAUAAGAAAGUUAGAGACGCCGGUAACGGCAAUAAAAGAUGCGGUUAAAUUGUUGGAAGAGUCGGCGAGAAACAAGAAAUUGGCGGAGGAGCUGAAGGCUGUCGAUGAGGAGUUACUCCGUCAACGGAGAAGCAUUGAAAAUAGGAUGGCUCAGGAAUUUAGAAAUCUACGAGAAAAUUUGACUGCUUUAACCGAAAUGAAGGAUGAAAAGUUUGCCCGUCUCAAAAACGUUGUGAAAGAAGCCAAGGUAGAAGCUAAUAAAUUGAUUUCAGAAUACAAAGGAACGUACAACAAUGAGAUUGACAGACUUUUUAAAGAGGUCACAAUUGCACUGAACGAUAUCACAAAAAAGUCUGGCCCGGAAAGAAAAUGCAAGCUCAACGAACUAUUUGGCCAAAUAAAAAAGAAAGUGAGCAAUAUUGGUAUUGAAAUUGGCAGCAGCAAUGUGGAGUUAGCAGAGUGGAAGGUGGCCGCUGGAAAUGUUUUGGAAAACGCUAUGAGAACAUGUGAAGAUGUUGUUGAGAAGCUAAAUAUAACGUCGAAUAACGAUUUGAAAACACCGUUGCAUCGUGUCAAGUUGAAAGCGACGGAGCUAAACGAUGCCUAUCAGGGUGCAAAUAAUAAGCUUCAGCAAGUUGCUCAGAAAGCUGAGGCUGCGUUUAAGCAACUUGGAACGCUUCAUACCGACGUUAAGGAGAAGGUGCCGAAAGGACUUGAUGAUUUUAAUAAUGGCGCCGUUGAAUGGAAUGUUAAUGGUCAAAUCGUUGCACUUACAAGCUCGAUUACAAGUAAUGUUGAGGGGUAUAUGAAGGAGUUGUCGGCAACAUUUACUGACGCAGCAGCAAGUGCCAGCUGGUCGGGUAAUUUGAGACCAGGUGUUACAAAAUUGGUUGGAGCUUUGCAAAAUGGUAAUCUGGGAACGGAGUUGAAGAUAUUAGGAGGCGUGCUGCAACAGGCCAAUUCGAAAGCUCAUAAUAAUAUAAAUGAUGCAUUAUAUAAUUUGGAAAUCACUCUUAGUCAUUUCAAGCAGGCUAUGGUGCAUUGGGGGGAACUUCCAUCUGAGUUUUCGUCUCAUGAUAUCCUGAAAGAUCCCAAAGGCGCUUUUAGUACCCAAGCUAUUGCCGACAAUUUUAAAACAAAUCUAGGCCCCCUUUGCCCCAGGCGGCCCAAAAGCGUAGACGAAUUUGACAGGCCAAUCCGGCCGCGCGGGAAAUAA
Messenger RNA from Babesia bigemina, 1881 nucleotides. RefSeq lists its product as hypothetical. The record is from RefSeq and is a predicted model, not a curated record. The coding region runs from base 1 to 1881 and encodes 626 amino acids. The transcript has a single exon. Lineage: Eukaryota; Apicomplexa; Aconoidasida; Piroplasmida; Babesiidae.